Molecule: messenger RNA, 1753 nt
Organism: Hydra vulgaris (swiftwater hydra)
Lineage: Eukaryota; Metazoa; Cnidaria; Hydrozoa; Anthoathecata; Hydridae
Product: nuclear pore glycoprotein p62
Biological process (GO): RNA export from nucleus; protein import into nucleus
Cellular component (GO): nuclear pore central transport channel; nuclear pore
Molecular function (GO): structural constituent of nuclear pore; phospholipid binding
Source: RefSeq, a predicted model, not a curated record
AUGAAAAUGAACAUUUUUUUCCUGUAUAGUUUGCAUAAAUGGCAUAUAGCUUUGGAACAAAACCAACAACAUCAACUGGAUUUAAUUUUGGUACCUCUGCUACACCUGCAGUAAGCUUUUCAUUAGGAUCAGGCUCUACUCAGCCUUUUUCAUUUACUACUCCGGCAUCUCAGAGUUCAACAGCUAGUGGUGGCUUUUCCUUUGGUGGUCCUAGUGUACAAACUUCUACAAGUCUUACUGGAUUCUCUUUUGGAGAAUCAAAACCAGCUGCUGCAAAUUCUUCAUUAGGAAAUCAACCCUCUGAUGCAUCUAAGCAACCAGUUUUUAGUGGAUUUUCUUUUAAUACUUCUACUGCAACUACAAAACCUACAAGUAAUAUAACUUUUGGUAGUAACUUAAGUGCUAAUAGUUCAUUUACUGCAAUUAGUACUAAUGCAGGAAUUCCAGCUUCCUCUGCAGGUGGAUUUUCUGCGCCUGGGUCUACUAAAUUUUCAUUGUCUACGCCAAAUUCUGGAUUUUCUCUUCCUGCUUUGAGUACUGGAGUCUCUCUUCCAGCUUCAAAUGUAGGAUUUGGAUUACCUGCUUCAACAACUGGUUUUUCUUUGCCUGCUUCAACUGGAUUUUCAGCUGGAAGCUCAUCCCAACCAGGUGGAUUUAAUUUUGGAACACCAGCUUCAAGUACCUCUUUAUCUUUUGGCGUGUCCAUCCCUAAUACAACAAGUUCAACGUCUCUUUUGAGCGGAUUUAAUUUAUCUACCUCUAAAUCUUCUGCAUCUACUGAUCUUGGUAAAACAGUCCCAUCUUCUAAUUCUUUAUUUAGUGGUGCAACAAUGCCUCUAUCUUCUUCAGUGGCAACAACUAAUUUAAGCUCCUCAAAUGCUUUGCCACUGUUUAGUGGACUUUCUUCUUCAUCUUCUGCAUCUUCUGCUCCGUUAUUUGGAUCCUCAGCUGCUACAUCUGUUCCAACAUUUGGGUUAAAUAGUACAACAUCAGUGUCAUCUGUUGGGCUUCCUGCUGUUUCCACAACAACAAUUUCUGCACCAUCAGUCAAACAAAUGUCAUACAAGGAAUUAGAAGAAACUGUUGACAAGUGGUUGCAUGAUCUUGGUGAACAAGAAAAAUCAUUCCUAAACCAAGCUGCACAAGUGAAUAUAUGGGAUAAACAGUUAAUUGAUAACGGAGAAAAAAUUACAGCUCUGCAUAAUGAGGUUGAACGCAUAAAAGCAGAACAACACAGGUUAGACAGGGAACUAGAUUUUAUUUUAUCACAACAAGAAGAAUUGGAGGAAAUACUUGUACCAAUUGAGGAGCAAAUAAAACUACAGCCUAUUAAUCAAUCAACACAGCAUACAGAUAUAGAAAGAGAGCAGACAUAUCGUUUGGCUGAGAGUAUUGAUUCACAAUUAAAACGUAUGAUGCAGGAUCUUAGUGAUGUAAUUGAUCAUAUAAAUAUGGCAAAUAUUGAACCAGUUAAAGGUCGUGAUGAAUCUAUGUCUCAGAUAGCAAAAAUUUUAAAUGCUCACAUGGACUCUCUACAAUGGCUAGAUCAGAACACAAGCCAACUGCAACGAAGAGUUGAUGAAGUGAAUCAAGCCCUAGAUACUCGAAAAAGAGAACAUGAACGAACUUUUCGUUAUGAAUAAAAAUAAACAAAUUAUUGUGCAAGGGGAGAUUUUUUAUUGGUUUGUAAUGUGAUCAUUUGGUUUUAAUUGGAUAAGCUAAUAAAAAGCCAGUAAUUUAAUCUCUUAAACAA